Molecule: messenger RNA, 2509 nt
Organism: Acinonyx jubatus (cheetah)
Lineage: Eukaryota; Metazoa; Chordata; Mammalia; Carnivora; Felidae
Gene: TTLL10
Product: tubulin tyrosine ligase like 10
Exons: 17
Coding region: 334-2412 (692 amino acids)
Biological process (GO): protein modification process
Source: RefSeq, a predicted model, not a curated record
GGCCACGAUAAGGCAGCCCUGGGAGCCGAGCCUGCCGACCUGCCCACCUGCCCCGCCGCCCAGCUGUCCCCACAGGGACCAGGCCCAGCGCUGUCUCAGCCUCACGGCCUCACGGCCGGCGGCAGCCAGAAGCCCAGGGCCACGGAGCAGUGGGGCGGGCAGACAGACCCACCUGUGACCUGGCCGGUUCUGGGGCUUCGGACAUGGACACAUUUGGGGGGACACCAUCCAGCCCUGCAAGAAGCAAGUGAAGACACCCUAAGCAGAGACGCCCUUGACCCACACAAGACCCUGGAGGGUGGCGAGGCCACGUGGCUGGACGGUGGACACCACAUGAGAGGCUGUGGUUUGCCAGGGCCUGCCUUCCAUCCUCUACCGGGGUGCCGCUUCCUGCCAGUCUUUUUACCUGACCAGGGCACCAGGCCCCAUGGUCACCGCAGAGACAGGAGCCAGCCACAAGCAGAGGCCCAAGUCCAGGACCCUGGGAGGCACCACUCCCUGAGGCUAGGACCGAGGACUGCCCAAAGGUCCCACAGAGGGGUGGGGGUGGUGUCUUCCCAGAGCUGCCCCCGCCCUUGUGCUCCCACACCUGCAGCCCGCAGCCGCACCCGCUUCAUCUAUCAUCGGGGACCACCCACUAGGACCCACGUCAGCAGGAAGAGGGGCAAGUGGUCCAGGAUUGCAGGGGUCCGGCGGAGCCACACCCGGGUGCCAGGCUGGGCCCACAAAAGACCGAUGGGGAGCAGCCAAGAGGAGCAGCCCCUGCACCUGCCAAGCCAGUCGGGCCAAGACGCAGACCUCCUGGACGCUGCUGACACCGCCAGGCCUCAGGCCUCUCUCCUGGAGAGGCACCUGCCAGAGGGGGAGAGGCAGCUGCACGGCAGUGGGCAAGGGCCCUACUUCUACAUCGGAGGCACCAACGGGGCCUCCAUAAUCAGCUCCUACUGCAAGGGCAAGGGCUGGCAGCGCAUUGAGGACAGCCGGCGGGAGGACUACAAGCUGAAGUGGUGCGAGGUCAAGUGCAGAGACAGCUACUACAGCUUCCGGGAAGGCGAACAGCUGCUCUACCAGCUCCCCAACAACAAGCUCCUCACCACCAAGAUUGGGCUGCUCAGUGCCCUGAGGGAGUACUCGAGGGUCGUGAGCAGGACCCACAAGACAUCACCGUGUGCCCAGGCCAAAUCCAGAAAGGACACCACCUCCGCCCUUGAGGAGCUCACGUGGACCAGCCCAGGAUGCUUUGGGCCACAGAGAGUCCUGAAAAUGGAAGAAUUUUUCCCAGAGACCUACCGUCUGGACAUCAGGGACGAGAGAGAGGCUUUCUUCACUCUCUUUGAUGAAAAUCAGACCUGGAUCUGCAAGCCCACGGCCUCCAACCAGGGCAAAGGCAUCUUCCUGCUCAGGAACCAGGAGGAAGUCGCCGCCCUGCAAGUCAAGACCCAGAGCAUCGAGGACGACCCCAUCUACCGCAAGAUGCCGUUCCGGGCGCCUCAGGCGCGGGUCGUGCAGAGGUACAUCCAGAACCCACUGCUACUGGAUGGGAAGAAGUUUGACGUGCGUUCCUACCUGCUCAUCGCCUGUGCCAUGCCGUACAUGGUCUUCUUUGGUCACGGCUAUGCCCGCCUCACUCUCAGCCUUUAUGACCCCCAUUCCAGCGACCUCAGUGGCCACUUGACCAACCAGUUCAUGCAGAAGAAGAGCCCCCUGUACAUGCUGCUCAAGGAGGACACGGUAUGGAGCAUGGACCACCUCAACCGCUACAUCAACGACAAAUUCCGGAAGACCAAGGGACUCCCUAGGGACUGGGUCUUUACUACCUUUACGAAGCGGAUGCAGCAGAUCAUGGCUCACUGCUUCCAGGCUGUCAAGUCCAAGCUGCAAUGCAAGCUGGGCUACUUCGACCUCAUUGGCUGUGACUUCUUGAUCGACGAAAACUUCAAGGUGUGGCUGCUGGAGAUGAACUCCAACCCCGCCCUGCACACCAACUGUGAAGUCCUGAAGGAGGUGAUCCCGGGCGUGGUCACGGAAACCCUGGACCUGGCGCUCGAGACCUUCCAGAAGAGCCUGCGCGGCCAGAAGAUGCUGCCUCUGCUGUCCCAGCGCCACUUCGUGCUCCUGCACGACGGCGAGACCGACCUCUGGCCGCGCCCCGGGAGCUCCCGGGGCGCCCUGCGCCCCCCGCCCCCGCUUCGCGCCGCUCCGCGGCCAGGCGCGCGCACGCCCGCACCACCCCGGGGGCCCGGCGGCGCGCACGCGCGGCCCCGACCCCCGGGCCGCGGCCCCGACGGCGGCACCCAGAGCCGGGAGCCCCGGGCCGAGCGGCCGCGAGAAGGAGCAGGGGGCCCGGCGCGGGAGCCGUCCCCGGGGCUGGCGGAGGAAGAGCGCAAGAGCGCGGGCCAUCGCGGCUCCUAGCGGGCGGGCCAGCGGCGCCCUCUGGGACCUAUAAAGGCUACUUUGUUACCAACGGCCCGUGCUGCGGGUCAGGUGGCCCCAGGCCUCCCCGACGCUC